This is a messenger RNA of Propithecus coquereli (Coquerel's sifaka), 1992 nucleotides long. It is a transcript of the gene FBXL13, whose product is annotated as F-box and leucine-rich repeat protein 13. Bases 1 to 1992 code for a protein of 663 amino acids. The transcript has 17 exons. The record is from RefSeq and is a predicted model, not a curated record. Gene Ontology annotation, cellular component: SCF ubiquitin ligase complex. Lineage: Eukaryota; Metazoa; Chordata; Mammalia; Primates; Indriidae. Gene Ontology annotation, biological process: SCF-dependent proteasomal ubiquitin-dependent protein catabolic process. Gene Ontology annotation, molecular function: protein binding.
AUGACUCCAGAACUGAUGAUAAAAGCAUGUACAUUUUAUACUGGACGUUUGGUAAAGACCCAUUUUUGGUCAGAAUAUGUUCUGCACAAUCUUGAUUAUAUAGUAACGCGGAUACAACAGAUAUUCUGUUGUCACAGGCUGACAAUUAUCCUAAAAAAAUGGCGGGAGAAAGCAAUAUAUAAGAAUCAAAAGAAAGAAGAUGAAAUGUUGUUAAAACAUGAACUUGAAUUGCAAAAGUGGAAAGAUAAGUUAAAAUUAAAAGUAGCUUCUAAAGACGCAUCCAUUUCUCCUGAACUAAGUUUUUCCGAAGUCUGUUUUGUAGGUGAGACUCGAGAAUUUGACAUUUCAUUAUUACCUGACAGAGCAAUAUCACAGAUUGAUUUUUCCACAGUGAAAAAUAUGAUUACAGAUAAACAUGUUGUGUCUACUUUGCAAAGGUGGCGUCUCAAUGUGCUGCGUUUGAAUUUUCGUGGCUGUCUUUUCCGACCAAAAACUUUCAGAUCUGUUAGCCACUGUAAGAACUUGCAAGAGUUGAAUGUCUCUAACUGCUCAACACUCACGGACGAGUCAAUGAGACACAUUUCUGAGGGCUGCCCGGGGGUCUUGUUUCUCAAUCUGUCUAACACAAAUAUCACCAACAGGACGAUGAGACUCCUGCCAAGGCACUUCCACAACUUACAGAAUCUUAGUUUGGCUUAUUGCAGAAAGUUCACAGACAAAGGCUUACAGUACCUGAACUUGGGGAAUGGAUGCCACAAGCUCAUCUAUCUGGACCUCUCCGGCUGCACCCAGAUUUCAGUUCAAGGCUUCAGGAACAUUGCGAACAGCUGCUCUGGAAUUAUGCAUCUGACCAUCAACGACAUGCCAACUCUGACAGACAACUGUGUAAAAGCUUUGGUUGAAAAGUGCCUUCGUAUUACAUCAGUAGUUUUCAUUGGAGCACCACAUAUCUCCGAUGGUGCUUUCAUAGCUCUUUCUACUUGCAACCUCAGAAAGAUCCGAUUUGAAGGAAAUAAAAGGAUUACUGACACAUGCUUCAAAUUUAUGGGUAAGAAUUUUCCAAAUAUGAAUCACAUUUACAUGGUGGACUGCAAAGGAAUAACAGACGGUAGCCUCAGGGCACUUUCACCUUUGAAGCAACUGACCGUGUUGAAUUUGGCAAAUUGUGUAAGAAUUGGUGACAUAGGAUUAAGGAAUUUUCUUGAUGGUCCUGCGAGCAUAAAUAUAAGAGAACUAAAUUUAAGUAACUGUGUGCACCUGAGUGAUGCCUCUGUUGUGAAACUAUCAGAGUGCUGCCCUAAUUUAAACUACUUGAGUUUACGAAAUUUUGAACAUUUGACUCACCUGGGAAUUGAACAUAUUGUAUACAUCCUUUCCUUGGUAUCGGUAGAUCUCUCUGGAACAGCCAUCUGUAAUGAGGGUUUGAUGACACUUUCCAGACAUAAAAAAUUGAAAGAACUUUCUCUAUCCGAGUGUUACAGAAUCACUGAUGCUGGAAUUGAGGCAUUCUGCAAAAGCUCACUGACCUUGGAACUCUUGGAUGUCUCUUAUUGCUCCCAGCUGUCAGAUGGUAUUAUUAAAGCAUUGGCCAUUUACUGCAUUAAGCUCACGUCUCUCAGCGUUGCUGGCUGUCCAAAGAUUACUGACUCAGCGAUAGAGAUGCUAUCAGCAAAAUGCUGUUACCUGCACAUUUUGGAUAUCUCUGGUUGUGUCCUGCUCACUGACCAAAGCCUUGAGGGCCUUCAGAUAGGCUGCAAACAACUCCGGAUCCUUAAGAUGCUAUACUGUGGACAUAUUUCCAAGGAGGCAGCUCACAGAAUGUCAUCUGUAGUUCAGCAGCAGGAAUAUAGCUCUAAUGACCCUCCACGUUGGUUUGGAUAUGAUUGUGAAGGCAAUCCUCUUACAGAGAAUCAGGAUAGAACACCAUCUAAAGAGGUCUUAGAAUUGACACUGAAAGAGUCCCUACUCAGUAGUGAAGAGGAAGAAGUAUGA